Molecule: messenger RNA, 3065 nt
Organism: Dreissena polymorpha
Lineage: Eukaryota; Metazoa; Mollusca; Bivalvia; Myida; Dreissenidae
Exons: 13
Coding region: 551-2770 (739 amino acids)
Source: RefSeq, a predicted model, not a curated record
UGUAACGGGCUUAUUUAUUUCUUCCCCUGAGUACGUUGGUUAUUUACUAGCAAUGACAUACAAUACAUAGUGACACUGGUAAAGUUAAGUUUCAAAUUCAGACAUGAUCCGAAUUACGUAAGUUAUACACUGUGUACUUAGUGAUUGAUGUGUACGUUUUAAACGUAGUGUGGAAAAUAACAGUAUGUCAACAAAACCGUUUAAACUUUAUUUUUUAUCAAACUAAUUGGUUUUAACUUGUAUUAAUUAGUUGAAUGUUAUGUGUAUUUAACAGUGCAAGGGUGUUUUAUUUGAAAUCUAAGGAGACUUAAGGAAGAAAUAGUAGGCUGUGAACUAAAUAAUGUUAGUGUAGGGUUUGGAUAUGCCUAAUUCCCUCAUGUAAAAUGGAGAAGUCGACAGCGGUAUUGCCAAGCGAUUGUUUACAAUUUACGCUAUUUACUAAAGGAGAGGAAUUUCAUGACUGAAUGCGUAGAAAUGUUAUUCCUAUCAUAUUUGGCAUAUAGUGCUUUUAAAUAAAAAACACGCUGCAUAUAAACUAUAAAACACAACAAUGAAUUCACCGGCAUAUGCUGCAAGCCUUGUUGACUACAGUUGGUCCAUUACAACAUAUCGUUUGGACGAAUUAGAGCGGCGUUUUACUUUCCCGCGUGUCAUCCGUCUCGCUGAAGGAUAUUGCUCGGACAUUGAGGCCGAGGGAUUCUCAAAGGAUGACAUUAUCGCCGUCGACAAUAAACUUGUGUUGCACAAAGUUGGUGCAUUUUUUACUGACAGAACUUCUCCCAUAACACAGACAAACGAUGAAAGUGAUUUCAGCUAUGUUCGAUUAAGCGACGAGAUACUGGUUCCUUUGAAUUACAAAGGUAAAGUCAAAAUUUUAAAUGCCGGGAAGAAGUAUACGACUGUACGAGACCUAGCGGAAGAGUUUCCGCGUUUUGCUAAAGCGUGCCAGAACUUUUCAGCGUACGGUGCGGACCAUAAACGAUUUGAUGUGCAGGCAGGCACAACAGUAGAACUGGAGCGGAUCGUUCCAGGAAGAAAUGGCCAACCGGACGAGCUUGUCAUACAGUUUCAGGCCGAAGGGAAGCCUGUGUUUGCCAAGAUAUCAUCGGCGACAAAAACGGUCUUUCGGGCACAACCCGACAUAACGGAGUACACGAUAAGAGAAGUGAUCGAUAGGUUCAAGUUGCCCCAGGUUGUCACGUUCAUUGACGACGAGAUCCGAAGAGUCUAUACCCAGGACUUGAUAGAGGGCAUCGAGAACAUGCGCAAAAUCACAAAAACCCUCCAACUGAAUCGACUGGUUACCCAAAACGUACUCGUAGGUCAUUACAAGCCCGUAGAGGGAUUGGACACGGGCGACAGUGAGCGGUUUAGAAAGCGGACACUGGUUGUCAUACCCCUGGAUCAUCCGGAGAUUCGUGAAAUACAGGUUCAUGCCUUGGAGGACGACGCGGAAAUUUCAGCUAUUUAUGAGAAGGUGUUCAAUGUAUAUAAUAUUUCGAGUUCACACGAGGUAGUGGAUGCCAUAUACGUCGAAUAUUUCAAAGAAGCGCCGUCGACAAUGUUUAUAAGAGUCGAUUCGCCAACUUCAAAUACUGAAAGAGUAACGUCUGAAGUGUUGCCACUGAUACCACCUCGACCAAGUCUGUCUCCAGGGUUUAAACGUCACAACUUCGCAGGAAAUAAACCGUUGGAAGAAAAGGAAUUGGACGAUUAUGAAGAAAUGUCUCCAACACCGAUGUCCAAAGGUGCGUCGGAUUCUAACAGGAAACCUCCCAAAAGAGCAGAUACUACCAUAACUUCAGAAGCACAUAACCCAAAAGACGCAUACGAAGACCCCGAGCCCUUACCGCAGGUGCAUCGAAGGCCUCGUAUAAACAAUCCAGCUGGUGAGACGUCGUCCUCCCCGCCGUUAUUACCACCACGCCUUAACCAGGGGAGGUCACGGGAACCAUCACAGGAGAGGUCACGGGAACCAUCACCACGUGCUCAUCGGAAACCGGUACCAGACGGGUACCUGAAAAUGACGGGAGGCGAAAACCCACACAUUGACCAAGACGGCUAUGAAGAAAUUGAGGAAAAGUUUACCCCACCACCUGCAACACCUAAAAUCAUAGUUCAAACAGACUCGGAUGACUACCUGGAACCUAUGUCUCAUCGCAAAGAACAAAACAGUCCAGUUCACUACGUCAACAGUUCCCCCACGUUCGAUUUCAGCUUCGAUCUUGCAACCACUUACUCUUCACCAUUACCAGCGUUACCUAUCCGGACAAAGUCUAAAAAGGGAGGAAUCUUCCGGUCUUGGAACAGAAAUAAGAAAAACAGCGUAAAAUCUCCUUCACAACCCAAGGAGACUCGUUCAAAGAAACCCGAACCAAAUACUGAACUCGAUACAAAAGAACUCAAAGACGAUUACAACGAUAUUGGCGACUUAGAGCUUUAUCCCGAGGUGAAAGUAUCAUCCACAAAACUUCCUCCAAAGACCGCUGUUGUGAAGCCGAUGACAAGUGCGAGUACUGGCGACUUUCUCAGCCCCGCCAGUGCAGACCAGAAAUGCUUCAAGCAGCUCUCAUGUGAUGAACUUGUGAAGAGAUUGAGGCAAUGCGCCCUUCUGGAGCUGGCACAGAUGUGCGAGAACGACAGGCUGGAUGGCUCAUUCUUUGAGUCGCUUGAUGACCAUACAUUGACCACGGUGUUUAACUUGAAGAGCGUGAAUUUACUUAAGUUUAAAAAGAUGAGGGACUCAAAUUGGUUGCCCUCUGAUAAUUAACGUGUUGAGGAAGUACCUGCUUCAUUGAUGUUCAGUUUAAAUCGUAUACAUGUACACGCAUGUAAUCAUUCAACAAUUCACACGUUUUUGCUUUACCAUGAAAUGUCUUAUGAUUACCGAUACAUUAAUAUCACGCACAAUGUAUAUGCUUACUCUUGUUUCCUCUAGCUAUUUGAUUAUUCGACAUUUUGUCGAAAGCAUAAAUGCUACAGUUUCAAAUGAAAGCACAUGUGCUUUGCGCAAUACAAUACCAAGUUCGAAAUAUGCGUCUAUGUAAAUAUAUUCUAGUUAUUGA